AUGGAUGGACAGGGCUGGAACAGGGAUAUGAAGGCAAUUGUUACUGUAUUUCAGAACAUGUCGUCGGUUCAUGUUUUCUCACCUGAAGUAAAGAUGGUGAGUGUGGGGGUAGGUACAAGGUCCGAUUGGGUGAGAAAAUCCUGUCCAGGCUCUGGAACUUAUAUAGAGACAGAUGAGGCUGUCUUGCGAAGAAGACAAAAGCAGAUAGAUUAUGGGAAAAAUACCAUUGGUUACCAGCACUUUGUCCAACAGGUUCCCAGGAUGGCUCGCCGGUCAGGUAUUCACCCCUGUACUCCAAAUAAAUAUAAAAAGUACAGUCGUCGCUCCUGGGACAUGCAAAUUAAGCUUUGGCGAAGGGCACUUCAUGGUUGGGAUCCACCUGGACAUGAGAGGGAUCCACCUGGACAUGAGAGGGAAGUAUUUCUAAUAAUAAAAAUGUUGCCCAACUCUCAACAAAUAUGAAUGACUCACAUUAAUCAAAUAAACAAAUAAACAACAAAACCAAAAAUUAUAAUAAAAGCAAUUAAAGCUAAAAGAUGGCAAAUGCAAUGAAGCAAGCGGUGUUACUCUCCUUCACCAAAGGCCUGGAUGAAAAGUUUUUCAGGCUCUUCUAAACAACACCAGAGCUGGCCAUCCAGAUCUUGGGAACCUUGUUCCAGGGGGCAUCUUAAUUGAAUUGGUGAAGCAGAUGCUAUGGGAGGCAGUCAGUCCUUCAAGUAACCAGCUCUAUGCCUUUAAGCAUACAUAACAACCAGCACCUUGUAUCAAACCCAGUUGCAAACUGGCAACUAGUACAGCUUGCAAAGUAGAGAUGUUAUAUAGGUAGAUAGAGGCAUGCUUCAUUCUGGACUAAUGGGAGCUUUUGAGUGGUUUUCAAGGGCAGCCUCAUGUACAGCCUGUUGUGGAAGUCCAAUCACAAGGUGACAUAAGUAUAAAUGUCUGAAGGGACCCCCAAUCUAGGAAACGGUGUAAGUGGCACACUAGAUGGAAUUGUGCAAAAAUCUUCCUGGCCACAACUAACACUUAGAUUUCUAAUUUUGCUUAUUUGGUUUGAACAGAAAAAAAAUUCAAAAGUAAAUUAAGACACACCCAACCAUAUACUUCUCUGGUCAGAUAUUUUGCUAUCAGAAACUUAUUAAUAAAAUCCAUCAUUUGGCAGGUUUACUUUUAAUCACAAUUCUGUAUUGUAAAUAGCCACCUUUAUUGUGCAAUAUUUACUGCCAGCAGCCUGGUGACCCACUUAUAAAGUAAUGCUCCCACACUAUUCAGGAAUUGCAGGUCUAGUCUCCAGUCCAUAUGCACUCUCCUUGGUAUUCCUUAUCACCAUGGAGACAGAGUUAAUUGUCAACAGAGUUGUCAUGCUCUUCAGUGAGAGCAAAUGGUUCUGGUGCCCAUCAGAGGCUGGGAGUAUUUUACACUAUAUUAAGGUGGAAAAUGAAAAGGAUCACAUAUAUGAGAAAAGAAGAAGUGAGUAAAACACCAUUUUAUAUUUUCAUUCCAUUAAGUUCCAUGGGUUGCCUAUAUAUUGGCUAUCAUUCUGUGGCAGAAGGUAGAAGUGUUUAGGCUGACACAUUCAACUACUCCUAUUCCAUUUUUCAAAUGGGUUUUUAUUUACAUUCUAAGAUAGGAGUAUGGAAUAUUUUGUGGGUUGAAGAUUGAACUUCCUAGAAAUGUUUUGAAGGGUCACAUGGCAAUUGGCAAGGCCACAGUCCAAUGUGAUUGGGUCACCCUCUUUUCUUUCUGGGCUCUGGUCAGCAAAAACCUAGACAGCUCUUUCUGGAGAUCUAAACUGACUGUUAAGAUAGACAACUGCAGAUUGCUUUUUCCCAGUUUAGUCUCUAAAGCUUUUUAAUACAUUU
Molecule: messenger RNA, 1859 nt
Organism: Ahaetulla prasina
Lineage: Eukaryota; Metazoa; Chordata; Lepidosauria; Squamata; Colubridae
Product: oocyte-specific histone RNA stem-loop-binding protein 2-like
Exons: 4
Coding region: 1-462 (153 amino acids)
Biological process (GO): mRNA transport; mRNA 3'-end processing by stem-loop binding and cleavage
Cellular component (GO): cytoplasm; histone pre-mRNA 3'end processing complex
Molecular function (GO): histone pre-mRNA stem-loop binding; mRNA binding
Source: RefSeq, a predicted model, not a curated record